Panicum hallii is the source of this 3498-nucleotide messenger RNA. Its product is annotated as mannosylglycoprotein endo-beta-mannosidase. Lineage: Eukaryota; Viridiplantae; Streptophyta; Magnoliopsida; Poales; Poaceae. Bases 218 to 3148 code for a protein of 976 amino acids. The record is from RefSeq and is a predicted model, not a curated record. Gene Ontology annotation, molecular function: hydrolase activity, hydrolyzing O-glycosyl compounds. The transcript is spliced from 11 exons. Gene Ontology annotation, biological process: carbohydrate metabolic process.
GAGGCCCCACCUGUCCCCCGUUCCCCGCAACGUCCAAAAAGGAGAAAAAAAAGGCACUUGCGCCGGCGAGCGGGCGGCACGCAAUCGGCGCGGCGGCCCUCCUCGCUUCAGAGCUCGCUCCCUUAACCUCCCUUCCCUUCGUCCCCACUCCGAAGCCCCCAGAAUCGGUUGGGGGAUCCUCGCACCUCGCCGCGCGCUCGCACGCGAGACCGCGGGGAUGGCCGCGGGGAAGCGGGUGCUCGACACGGGCUGGCUCGCCGCGCGCUCCACCGAGGUCGCGCUCACCGGCGUCCAGCUCACCACCACCCAGCCGCCGGCCGCCGACCCCGACCCCGCCGCGCCGUGGAUGAGCGCCGCCGUCCCCGGCACUGUGCUGGGGACGCUGCUGAAGAACAAGCUGAUCCCCGACCCCUUCUACGGGCUGAACAACCAGGCCAUCGUCGACAUCGCCGACGCCGGGAGGGAGUACUACACAUUCUGGUUCUUCACCACGUUCCAGUGUGCCCCGUCAGGAAAUCAGCACGUGACUUUAAACUUCCGAGGAAUAAACUACUCAGCAGAAAUGUACUUAAAUGGGCACAAGGAGGUACUUCCAAAAGGAAUGUUCCGAAGGCACACCAUUGAUAUUACUGAUAUUCUUCAUCCUGAUGGUAACAAUCUGCUUGCUGUCCUUGUUCAUCCUCCUGAUCACCCUGGCAGAAUUCCUCCUCAGGGAGGACAGGGUGGUGACCAUGAGAUUGGGAAAGAUGUCGCUACACAAUAUGUUGAAGGAUGGGAUUGGAUGUGCCCAAUAAGGGAUCGAAACACAGGUAUCUGGGAUGAGGUAUCAAUUUCCAUAACUGGGCCUGUGAAUAUGAUGGACCCCCAUCUGGUUUCAACUUUUCAUGAUGAUUUUAAGAGGUCAUACCUACACUGUACACUUCAGUUGGAGAACAAAAGUUCCUGGGUUGCAGAUUGUACCCUGAAAAUACAGGUUUCAACUGAACUUGAAGGGAACAUUUGCUUGGUGGAACACCUUCAAAGUUAUGCAAUAACAAUCCCUCCUCACUCAGAUGUAGAGUACACCAUUCCUCCUUUAUUCUUUUAUAAGCCAAACCUGUGGUGGCCAAAUGGUAUGGGAAAGCAAUCCCUAUACAACGUCGAGAUUAGUGUGGAUGUCAAAGGAUUUGGAGAGUCUGAUUCCUGGAGCCAUUAUUUUGGAUUCCGCAAGAUCGAGAGUACAAUUGAUGAUUCUACUGGUGGGAGGAUCUUCAAGGUAAAUGGUGAACCUAUUUUUAUCCGAGGAGGGAACUGGAUAUUGUCAGAUGGCCUUCUUCGGUUGACAAAGAAGAGAUAUAUGACUGACAUCAAGUUCCAUGCUGACAUGAACUUCAAUAUGCUUCGCUGUUGGGGUGGCGGAUUAGCAGAGAGGCCUGAUUUUUAUCAUUUUUGCGAUGUCUAUGGCCUGAUGGUUUGGCAGGAAUUUUGGAUAACUGGAGAUGUUGAUGGCCGAGGAAUUCCUGUGUCAAAUCCUAAUGGCCCUUUGGACCAUGAUCUCUUUCUUCUAUGUGCUAGAGAUACUGUCAAAUUACUCAGGAAUCAUGCUAGUCUAGCUUUAUGGGUUGGUGGUAAUGAGCAGGUCCCACCAGUCGACAUCAACAAAGCACUGAAGAGUGAUUUGAAGCUACAUCCUAUGUUUGUAAGUAGCCAGGCAUCAGACAGUCAACAAAAACAUUUAUUGGAAGAAUCAACUGACCCUAGUAAAUACCUUGAUGGUACUCGUGUGUAUGUCCAAGGAUCAAUGUGGGAUGGUUUUGCCAAUGGGAAAGGCAACUUCACUGAUGGUCCAUAUGAGAUUCAGUAUCCAGAGAGCUUUUUCAAGGACAGCUUCUACAAAUAUGGGUUCAACCCUGAAGUUGGAUCUGUGGGGGUUCCAGUUGCAGCGACAAUUAGGGCCACAAUGCCUGCAGAAGGAUGGAGUAUUCCAAUUUUCAAGAAAAGAAUCGACGGGUACAUUGAAGAAGUACCAAAUCCAAUAUGGGACUACCACAAGUUCAUUCCCUACUCAAAACCUGGGAAGGUCCAUGAUCAGAUUGAACUUUAUGGGCACCCAAAAGACCUGGAUGAUUUUUGUGAAAAGGCACAAUUGGUCAACUACGCUCAGUACAGAGCACUUCUGGAAGGAUGGACUUCCUUCAUGUGGACAAAGUUUACAGGUGUUCUGAUUUGGAAGACACAGAAUCCAUGGACUGGACUAAGAGGGCAGUUCUAUGAUCAUCUCCAAGACCAAACUGCUGGGUUUUAUGGUUGCCGUUGUGCUGCUGAACCUAUUCAUGUCCAACUAAAUUUGGCCAGCUACUUUAUAGAGGUAGUAAACACUACAGCUGAUGAACUCGCAGAUGUGGCUGUUGAAAUUUCAGUAUGGGAUCUGGAUGGUGCAUCCCCCUAUUACAAAGUUACCGAGAAAAUAGUUGUGCCGCCGAAGAAAGUGAAGCAGAUCAUGGAGAUGAAAUACCCGAAGGCGAAGGAUGCCAAGCCUGUGUAUUUUCUGCUACUCAAACUUUUCAGGCUGUCAGACAAUGGAAUACUCUCCAGAAACUUCUACUGGUUACAUCUUCCUGGGAAAGACUACAAGUUGUUAGAGCAGUACCAGCAGAGAAACAUUCCACUAAAAAUUGAUUCCGAGAUUUCGGUCUCAGGCACCAGGCACAAAGUAAGAAUGAUAGUAGAGAACAAGUCGAAGAAGUCGGUAACACAAAGCAUACGCCCAGCAUCAACAGUUGAUCUACGUGAUGUAAGUGGUUUCCACACUGCUGGCAACGAAACUACUCAUGAGGGAAAUGAGAGUGGCAGCCUGUGGAGGAAAAUACGCAGCGGCCUCGGCAUCGCAAGAUCAAGUGACAACCUAAGAACACUCGAGGUGAACGGGACAGAUUCGGGCGUCGCGUUCUUCCUCCACUUCUCUGUGCACACUUCCGGAUCGUCCACAGCAAGGGAGAAAUACACUGACACAAGGAUCCUCCCCGUCCACUACUCAGACAACUACUUCUCGCUGACGCCGGGGGAGAAGACGUCCAUUGACAUCUCGUUCGAGGCUCCCCCGGGGUCCAGUCCCAGGGUCGUUCUCAGGGGCUGGAACCAUCAUCUGGACCAUGCCGUGAUGAUCUGAGACGGAUCUCGUCUGUUGGGGGUGUGAUCAUGAGCAAAGAUCCGUGUAAAAUAAGUGCCUGCGCGGACACGAGAUCGUGCCUGCGAAUUGCUGCGGUAAACAGUCGUAUUAUAGUUUCUAAUGUAUUUGAUGAUGCCGGUGGCGUCUGAACCAUGACAAGGCCAUGGCGGCCUAAGCCUGUUAACGGGUUCGGCUGGUGUUGCUGCCUUGCUGGGGUAGAGCUGUAGACGAGGGAUCUCAAGGACUACGUCGUUACAUUUGUGUAUGUAGUUGAUGUUGGAAUAUUUGGACCUAUUAAUGCAAAGUCCACCAUGUAAAUUCAAAUAAUUCUAAUAAAAUAUAUAUUAGUG